GACUCGACUUCCACAACAGACAAACAAAUACAAACUCGCCGCACAUUAACAAAUCGAUAAAAAAAAAUGUUGUGGGUGCUGUCUAAACUGUAAACCUCAGAGACAAGCCUCAAGAAAUUUCUCUGAAAGACACCACUCAAACUGAACUCUUACAUACUACUGAACUCAUAACAGAAAGAGAGAGAAGACUUCAAGAAAAGCAGCUUUUUUCCAGCAUCCUCAAUGCAGUCUCUCUUUCUUUUUUCAAUCACCAUAUGUCUUUUAAGAGUUGCUGUGGCCCAAGAAGGGUUUUGCUCUGCACCAGAAAUCUUGAUAACUGAAUCCACUUAUGGGAAAGUUACAAACCCCACACUUUCUCCUUCUCACUUGCAAGAUUUGCCUGGGUUUACUCGCAGUGUGUAUAAACGAGAUCAUGCUUUGAUUACCCCUGAAAGUCAUGUUUUCAGCCCUUUGCCAGAUUGGAGUAAUGCUCUCGGUGCUUAUUUGAUUACACCGGCCAUGGGGUCGCAUUUUGCUAUGUACCUGGCUAAAAUGCAAGGAAAUUCAAAAUCAGCUCCCCCUCCAAAUGAUGUCGAGAGGUUCAUAUUUGUGAUUCAGGGUGAAAUUACACUCACUAAUGUUUCUAGCGUCAGCCAGACUCUGAUGGUGGACACAUAUGUUUACCUGCCACCGAAUUUUGAACAUUCCAUAACAUGCGAGGCAUCAGCCACUCUUGUUGUAUUGGAAAGAAGGUAUGUGAACCUGAAAAAUUAUAAAACCGAGCAAAUUGUUGGUUCAACGGAUGAGCAGCCGCUUCUGGAAACGCCUGGCGAGAUUUUUGAUCUCCGGAAGCUACUUCCCACAUCUAUGCCUUACGACUUCAAUAUCCAUAUCAUGGAUUUUCAACCUGGAGAAUUUCUCAAUGUUAAGGAGGUCCACUACAAUCAGCAUGGCUUGUUGCUAUUAGAGGGACAAGGCAUUUAUCGCCUAGGUGAUAAUUGGUACCCAGUUCAAGCUGGUGAUGCAAUUUGGAUGGCACCAUUUGUGCCUCAAUGGUAUGCUGCACUUGGCAAGACGCGUUCACGCUAUCUACUGUACAAGGAUGUAAACAGGAAUCCACUCUAAUCAGAUGCGAUGAAGAUCAAGCUGAUAAAUGACAAAAAUCUUAUUCUAGAUCAAGAGCUUCUGCAAAGUGAACCUUCCUUUCCUGGUCUGUAAACUAAAUAAACCUUGAAUGUAACCAUGAACGACAAUGAAAGCUAUGAAAGACGUUCAAGUUGUCUGUUUAUAUUCA
Daucus carota subsp. sativus is the source of this 1273-nucleotide messenger RNA. RefSeq names its product (S)-ureidoglycine aminohydrolase. The record is from RefSeq and is a predicted model, not a curated record. The transcript is spliced from 13 exons. Lineage: Eukaryota; Viridiplantae; Streptophyta; Magnoliopsida; Apiales; Apiaceae. Gene Ontology annotation, molecular function: ureidoglycine aminohydrolase activity. Bases 223 to 1104 code for a protein of 293 amino acids.